AUGGAGAACACUUGUGAUAAAUUAAAACGUACCACCCCAAAGGAUUUAUUGGAAAGUCGAGGUGGGAACGCAAGCAAUCGACCUAGGGCGGAGCUAAUUGCGGAAUUGACCGAGAUGGAUCAAUGCUUCACCAUGGCAGACGCUCCGACGACAGCUGGUGAUGAAAAGACUAGGAUAGUUCGGGAGAGAUUCGCUUUCUUAGGGCCAAAUUCUUCUAUAGAACUGGUACAGCAAACGCUAGCCCAAGUGGAGGCUGAGAUGCAAUUAGCCAGAGCUGAGCGACAGGCAGACCGAGAGCACGAGCUCAACCUGCUCAGAGCACA
This is a messenger RNA of Pelobates cultripes (western spadefoot toad), 323 nucleotides long. The record is from the annotation of a GenBank genome assembly. NCBI's taxonomy places the organism in Eukaryota, Metazoa, Chordata, Amphibia, Anura, Pelobatidae.